Molecule: messenger RNA, 955 nt
Organism: Drosophila bipectinata
Lineage: Eukaryota; Metazoa; Arthropoda; Insecta; Diptera; Drosophilidae
Product: serine protease 1-like
Biological process (GO): proteolysis
Molecular function (GO): serine-type endopeptidase activity
Source: RefSeq, a predicted model, not a curated record
GCUAUUCGUUAGCCGAUCAUAAUGAAAGUGCUUGUUGUCUUCGCCUUGGCCUUGGCCUACGCCUCCGCCGGAGUGCCCAUUGAGCCCCGUGCGGUGCCCAUCGAGCCCCGUGAGGUGCCCAUCCAGCCCCGUGCGGUGCCCAUCAUUCCCCGUGCGGUGCCCAUCCAGCCCCGUCUCCUGCCCGCUGUUUCCUCGAUCGAGGGUCGCAUCACCAACGGCCAGGCCGCCGCCGAAGGACAGUUCCCCUACCAGGUCGGACUAAGCUUCGCCAGCUCCAGCGGAAGCUGGUGGUGCGGUGGAUCCAUCAUUGGCAACGAAUGGGUGUUGACUGCUGCUCACUGUACCAGCGGUGCCUCUGCCGUGACCAUCUACUACGACGCCACUGUGCGCACCAGCCCCAAGCUGAGCCAUACCGUCUCCAGCUCCAACUUCAUCCAGCACGCCAGCUACAACUCUGUGGUCCUGCGCAACGACAUCUCCCUGAUCAAGACUCCCUAUGUCACCUACACCAGCAACAUCAAGAACGUGCCCCUGCCCGAGGUGUCCAGCUCCUACUCGACCUACGCCGGCCAGACUGCCAUCGCCUCCGGCUACGGAAAGAUCUCUGAUGCCGCUACCUCUGUGGCCAACCAUCUUAACUACAUGGAUGCCACCGUCAUUACCAACACUGUCUGCCAGGGUACCUACGGCUCUCUGAUUAUCACCAGCGGUGUCAUCUGCAUUGAGACUGUCAAGUCCAUUUCCACCUGCAACGGCGACUCUGGCGGCCCAUUGGUCCUGGCCAGCAACGGUGUCCUUAUCGGUGUUACCUCGUUUGUGUCCAGCGCCGGCUGCGAAUCCAACUCCCCUGCCGGUUUCACUCGCACCACUUACUACCGCGAUUGGAUCAAGACCAACUCUGGUAUCUAAGCACCAAGCUUUUAAUAAAAUCGACUAUUGAAUACAAGAAAAUUAA